GCUCAAGCAAGCUCAGCUCGCGCACGGAGCCGCUGCUGCGCCUGGCGACCUUUUGACAGCCGCAUCGGUCACUCUACUUAUCGCUCGCCAGCCUUGGUUGGAGACCGCGUAUUUUAGGCCGCCCUAGUCACCGCGUACACUCAAAGCCGCCGGAGGCCGCAGACGCGCCGACAGCGCAACCGCGCGCACCCAGCAGCAAAGCAGGAACGAUGCGCCCCCUGAAAGACCGCGGCCGGCCCUGGACGCUCCGCGACGUCGGUAGCACAUAUGACUACGAAAAGACCGUCGGCGAAGGUGUUUAUGGGGAAGUCUUCCAAGCGACGGAAAAGCUCACGAAGGACGCGCGAGCUUUGAAACGCGUCAAGACGGACAACGCCACGGAGCGCGAAGGCUUCCCCAUCACCGCUUUGCGCGAGGCGAACGUCCUCAAAAGGCUAGCUCAUGAGAACGUCGUCACGUUGCAUGAAGUGCUCACGGACGGCGACGGUGGAGUUAUAAGCUCGUUCGAGUUCUGCGCCCAUGAUCUGGCUGGACUCAUUGAAUCCCCAAAGAUGAAUCUGCUGAUCAAGCGGCCGGCUCGAGUUCGCAGCUUAGCGAGGCAGCUCUUCGCGGGGAUCGAUCACGCCCACGCGCAUGGCGUGUUGCACAGAGACAUAAAAGCGGCGAACUUACUGGUCACAAAAGAUGGUGUACUUAAGAUAGCUGAUUGGGGCCUCGCGAGGACCUAUGAAAGUGACUCAAAAUUGACGAAUCGCGUCGCGACGCUCUGGUACCGGGCGCCCGAGCUGUUGCUGGGGGCGACGCGCUGUAGUGAUGGCUACGGGCCCGCGCUGGAUGCCUGGUCCUGCGGAUGUCUCGUCGCGGAGUUAUUGAGAGGAGCACCAAUUCUACCAGGGAAUACUGAGAUCGAGCAGGUGGACCUCAUCUUUGCGCUCUGUGGGUCUCCCACCACCGACACGUGGCCGGGCGGCCCGAAUUUACCGCUCUGGGAUACCUUCUGUAAUGUAGAUGAGGAUGAUUCGUCUGUCAAAGAAAGAACGCUGCGGGAGCGCUUCUCGGCGUUCGAUGCGGAAGCGCUGGAUUUGGUCGAUGCCAUCCUCCAAUGUGAUCCGUCUUCUCGACUAUCGGCGUCGGACGCGCUGCAGCGGCCCUACUGUCGGGACGCGCCCCGCCCUUCUGAGCUCGAGCCUUUGGACGGCGAGUCUUCCUUAGAACUCGAGGUGCGGAAGCGUCGGCGCGAAAAGAAAGGUAGUGGCGAGGCGCGUAAGUCAUAGUUCAGUUUU
Pelagomonas calceolata is the source of this 1283-nucleotide messenger RNA. NCBI's taxonomy places the organism in Eukaryota, Pelagophyceae, Pelagomonadales, Pelagomonadaceae. The record is from the annotation of a GenBank genome assembly.